AGUAACCCCGCGCUCGCCAGGGAGAGAAAGAGACUAGCAGAAAGCCAAGAAGAUCAGCUGGUAGCACAACAUCGCUGAUUUUGUGGAAUUUGUGGACGAUUCUGUGGUAGACAUUGUUGUAGGCAACCGUUUAACAGUAGAGCAUCAUGACACCAGCAGAAUGGAGGACAGCCAGGAGGAGCGAGUGCACGACGAGGAAGAGUGGCAUGUGGAGGCUAUGGCUGUCAUUCAGGACGUAAAGGACUGCGUCUCGCAGAUCAGCAUCUCGUCCCUCCCUUCCUCGAACACCACUAUCUUCUUCAACCUCACCACCAGAGAGAACAACUUUUACUGCAUCGAACUGACGGCUUCUGGUUUCAGGAUUGUGAGCAGAAAGCACGAUGACAACAGCGACCCUCUAGAGCAAUACUACGAGACUCCUUACGCACUAUUGGACAGCAUCAGCCCCCUUUACAGAGAGAGCUUCAGCUCGGCACUGGCAGCCAAACUGAUGCUCCUUGAGAGCUUGAAUGAGGCAGAUGAGCCAGAAUGAUCAGUGAAUCAUGAAGAACUGCGAAGAAAGGAAGAAAAGUCUUCUUUUGCGCUUAUUCAACAGAAUUUUAGCUUAGUAAGAAAGUAGCAUGCUAAAAGUGACUCUGUGCAGGUGUGCUGAAUUGCUGUAGUUGGCAUUGUAAUGUAAAAAAAAAAUAAAAAAUAUUAAAAGUUCUCUGGCCUGGAGGUCUGUGAAACAUCAGUUCAAAGUGGAUGCUUCUCUUCUUGCUCUGAAGUCAGUUUUUUUUUAUGGAAUGCAGACACUGUAAUAAGACACUUAAAUAUAUGAAAACCGGAACUUUCAUGCAGUUGAAGUGUAAUUAAAAUUCAGCUCAUUAUGUGAUCUAGAAAAAAGAAAUCUAGAAGCCAGCUUUCCUGAAACAACUAGUAAAAUUGAGGUAAGAUGGGUCAAGGCAACAGCAACCCUUUGCGGGAGAACCUGGAGUCCCUUCAUAACCAGCUGAUGAGACAGGCCGGUGCCGAUUACGACAUUGCCACCACCACCACACUCACCUACGACCACUUCCUAGGAUACAUUACACAACUGAAUCAAAUAUGUAGAGAGUACAAAGAUAGCGAGGGUCACGUCCUUGUGUUUGCUGUGAAGAAAGGUACAGAUUCCACGAUAUUCUGGAAAGCAACAGUUCGCAUUGCAUGUGUGAAACUCAAUACAUCGACGAAUAAAGUCCAGUCUUACAGGCUUCUCAAUAUACGACAGUUCCUACAGGUAUUCCGUCGUAUAACAUAUGAGUGCACAGGUGGCUCCUUAGGUGGUGUUGAAGGCAUGCUUGGUGUCGAUUCUGCAGAUGGCAGUUCACGCGUGCGGAGCGAGGAAGUGUCUGUCCCUCCCACUAUGGCAGCGUCGAUGGUCCUAGGAAGGAUGCAGGAGCUCCAGGGCGGGACAGAGAACCCCUUGCAAGAGGAAGACCUGCGAAGCGACGGCGCCACGGGAACCCACGGAACGAGUCUGGAGGAAUGCGUCAUCUGUCUGGAGAGACGACCGGAUGUGAUCCUCCCCUGCGCCCACGCCUACUGCCUCCCCUGCAUCGAGCAAUGGUCUGUUGUGGAUAAGACGUGCCCUGUGUGUCGUGAGUCACUGAAGAGUACAGACGACACUUGGGUGCUGUCGGAAGUGCCAGACGACGACCAGGUCAACGAAGAGAUCCGCAGAACGUUGAUCGGCUUAGCGGGAGACAAGGCUCAGAGUCCCAUGUAAAAAGCUGAAGAAGGAGAGAAAGGAAGAGAGCAUAAACGAACUAGAAUGAAUAAGAGGAAUAAAAACCAACUAGGGAUUGUAGAAAAUGAUGCUGAAUUUUCUUUUUCUUUGAAACUGUAAAUAGCAAAUACAGUGCAUUAAGUACAGAUUUUACAAUACAUAGUCACUCUAAGUCAUUGUGAAUAACUUUUUUUUUUUUUUUUUUUUUUUUUUAAGUGGCAGUCAUAGAGAAUACCAAACACUGUGGAAGAGUAUAAGCUAGAUAUUCCUGAUUUAAUAGAGCUGGCAUAAUAAAGGAUUUUGACUUCAAGAAAAAGAAGACAAGGUGUAUACUAGUUCGAAAGUGUAUAGUACCACAGGAGAGCAAACAACAGCAAAGGAAAAUUAUACAAUGCGUUUUCUUCUACCACAAUUGAGGACUUUUUUGAGGAUGUGUCCAAAUGUUGUGAUGUUAUAACAGUGUGGAGAUGUGUGAAAUGUUUCAUUUGAAAAUAUAGAUAAAUAAAUGAGUGAAUAAAUACACAGGAAGAAAAGGCUCUGAGUUCCAAGUGCCUCAAAGAAAAGUCUUUGUAAAUUGAGAAUCUCGGAAUGAUAGAUGUUAUUAAUGAUAUUAUUACAACUAUAAUAUGGACAAAAAAAAAUGCAUUCCCAUUUCCCAAGACAAAAUGCAGCAGGUGGAGAUUAGUAAAGUUAACUUACAAGAGGUCAAUUGUUUAAUCCAGUGCUUCAAAAUCAUGCUAAGUUUGAGCUGUCAUAAUGACCGUGUAGUGUAGACUUAUUAUAGGGAAAGGAUGACACUCCAAAUGCCAAGCAAUCUGGCAUUAGAUUCUUACAGGACUAAAAAUCAAAGCAAGAUUAUCCACAUAUGCUUUUCCUCACAUUACAUGUUUGUGUUUAUUGUUUUCCCUUAAUCCUGAGUUUUCAUUCUUGCCUCACUUACGUUUCACAUUUGUGCAAUUCAAACAUGUCGCUGUGAACUUGACGACGAAAAUUCCUUUACUGGCUCAUAGUUUGCCUGCAGACUCUGCUAUGGCAAAAAAUACUGUACUAUUAAUAUGUAAAUAUAUAUAUAUAUGCAUGUGUAUUUUUAGCCCCUUAUACGGAUACAGUUAACAGUUUUAUACAGAAUAAUCGAUGCAAAUGUAUAAUGGAAGCAUCAUACCAAAUACAUUAAUAUUACUUGUAAUAAAUAGUUUUAUUCAUCUAGUCAUGCAUUUAGCAGUUUAUGGAAAUUCAGUGUGUAAUUUUCAGAUGAAGAGCUAUGGCAUUGUGCUUAUAUAAUUUGUUAUUCUGUAUUAUCAGACUCAGGAUUAAGCUGGAUAUAUUGUAUCUGCUUUAUUGAGAGUGUCUUCAUAAAUACAAAGUUUUAGGACAUCAGAUACUAUGUCAAGUAAUGCUUUGUUGCAGUGAAUAUGCAAGGAAACUUGUUUGAUAGUAAGGCUAUAUAAGAAAAAAAAUAUUUGGAUAGUAUACCUUUCAAUCUAAGCCAAAUCACAUUCGUUAUUUUUAUGCAUUUUAUUUUAUUUAUAUAUAUUUUUUGAUGGGUUAAGGUCUCAACCCCACAGAUAGUUUACAUUGGUACUUGAUACAUGCCUGUCUGGCUGUAUGAAUAGGAUUCUCAGCAUUUUUGGCAUAUAUAUAUUUUUUUCUUUUCUUUUCUUUUUUUUUGUAAUGACAGAAGAUUUAUUUGGGCAAAGGGAAUGCUAACCAAAUAUUUUCUUUUUGUAUGGCCUAAUCAUGUGUCCCUGGAGAUAAGAAUACAUUGUAACUAUCUUUGCUUGAGGAACAUAUUUCUUUGAAGUACCUACUUAAAAUCACACUUCUUGAUUCCUUUGUAGUGGGCAUGGUUCAAACACAGGAUGAAAUGGGUGAACACAGUGGUGUAAGGAAAGGCCCUGUGACUCUCCAAAAGUUAGUGUUUUUGUAUAUCAAAGGUUUCUUUAAUUUUGUGCUCUAGGUAUAACUUCAAGUGUAUAAAGGAACCUUAUAGAUGUAUGUAGUCUUUGUUUUCAGUAAGAUUUACAUAUAAAGACUAAUUGUAAGUCCUGACUAGAUGUGGUAAAGAAUGUAAAACUGAUGAUUUAAAAGCAUCCUCUAUUUCUAGACGUAAAUUGUGACUUGGGGGGGGGUAUAUAAUCUUUGCUAUUGAUGUGUUUAUCUGUCAUUAAUCAAGAGAUAGAGUUGGUUCAUAUGAAUAAUAGUUGAUGUGAUAUGGUUUUAACAUGCUUUUUGGUCUUGUGGAAUGUUUUAAAGGGAAUUGAAACUUAAGAACAUAUGAAUUGUUGUGUUCAUGAUUUCUCAACACACACAGGUCUUAUGGUUGCCGUGGAUAGUAUUAUUUAGCACAAGUGGAAUAGACAUUACAAAAUGUGAAUUUGCUUUAAAGAAAUGUUAACAGAUUUUAUUAUUCUGUGGGCUUCUUGACAGCUUGGCUACAAAUAUCUGUAAUACAGGUAGUAAAUAAUGAGGAGUUGAACUGUUAAUAAAAUUAGAAUUAUUUUUUAUUUCUUUUCUUUUUGUAUGUGGUGCCCCAGGCUUUGGUCGUUAUGUUUAUCUGAUACCAAUGAAUAGAUUAUUAAAGUAGAAAUGCUAACAUUAAAUAUGUAUAUGAAAACAUCUAACAUUUAGGUAAUUUACUUUUUUCUUUUUGAUUCUUGGAAUACAGAAAUUAAUAUUUAUUUCUUAUUUUCAGUAUGCAGUGAAAUAUGAUCAAGCUCUAUAAGGAUGGCCUUAACAAAAAGAAAUAUUUUUAAUCUGUUUAUUCAUUUAAUUUACGACCAAGACACUUCUUGAUGCACAAUGGGGAACAAAUGUGUCACUUCAUUAACAUGCCAGUGGAAGUAGAAAAUUUGUUGUGUAUCUAUGACAUGAAGGCAGCUAAAUGGAUUGUUCAUUUUGAAACAUUUAACGUAGAAAUGGAGUAAUUUUUAUGGUGAAUAGUACUCAGGAAUACUAUGGCAUACUUUUUGCCCAAGUAAAUCUCCUGGAUACUGAUCACUUAACUCAAGAUUUUUAAGAGUAAAAGAAUUAGUAGAAUUGAUGUAGUCGUUGCAAUAUGGAUGAGAAACAUAAUUUUAUAACCUACAGAUGGUAUUAGCUUUAAACAUAUUCCAGGAACACCUAAAUAUAUACAUAACCUCAAAUGGCCCCUACCAUUCUAUACUUAGUGCUGUUACUCAAAUUUUAAAUCUUUCUCUUGCUCACCUUCACUCCAGUAAUCCCAGAACCUUAGACUGUGCCAUAUCCUCCUGUUUAUUAUAAGACAAUAAAGUUAGGUGUACUUUGUAUUCUUUAACUAUUGCCUCAGCCACACACUUUCAAUAUGUUAGAGGCAUUGUCAAUUUCUAGUCUACAUGUAGCACUAAAAUGCUCAUGGUGGAGUUUAUAUAUCAGGUAAUAUGCAAAGAUUUUUUUUAGGACAAAUGGAGACUAGUAUUGAUGCUGAAGUGUAAGUUUCCAUGCACUGACCAGGGCACUAUGAAGUGUGAAGUGAUAACAUUCUUGCACUUAUAUUUAUUGAAAGAUCAAGGUUUUCCAGUAAUUUAGUAAUAUGUAGAGACUAUUUAUUGGACAUUUCAAGCAAAAUGGAACAUUCGUUGACAAUCUGAAACUUUUUUGCUAUACAGAAUUAUUCUAAAUGUACACUCAUUGUACACUUCUCUUGUUGGGGUGUACUGUAUGUGCUUUAGUGUGGCUUAACAUAUUUUAAAGUUUGCAUUAGAUAAAAAAAAAUUAAAGAGUAACGAUAGACUAUGCUUUGUACCAUUUUAGAUCAAAGUAAGAAUUCAUGUGUAUCUUAAUUUCAUCUUUUAGAGAUAGAUUUAAAAUGCUUUUAACAUUGGAAUUCUUGAAGUGUAUUCAUUGCUUGAAGUUUUAUCACUAGGAAUGGAUAAGAAUUCAGUUUAGGGGUGCAGUUGUAACAGGAGCCUGAAAGCUCUGUUGUCCAUGCUACAUUUCACGUUUUUUCUCUUAGCAGGAAAUGACACAGAACAUGAGUGAACAAAAGACAUUUUUUUGAGGGCAGUAUUAUGGACACAAAAUGACUCAGGGUGUACACAUGAACUCUUGUGCAUAUUUGUACACUCUUGCACUUAUACAAUUGAGUAUAUGUCAAGUAUACUGUAUAUUUAUGAUAUCACUCCCUCUGUCUUAUUUUAAAGUUAUUUAUUUUUAUGUCUGUAAUACAAAAAAAAUAUGGCAGUAGGCUCAAAUUUAGCAACUGCUAAAUGCUAUAUACAGAACACAAAGACAUUUCAUUAUUUUAGUUCACUGAAUUUAUUCUUGCUGUAAGUGUUUAUUACCAAUAAAAUUUAUUACAGAAA
Penaeus monodon (black tiger shrimp) is the source of this 6069-nucleotide messenger RNA. Its product is annotated as RING finger protein 141-like. The transcript is spliced from 8 exons. The record is from RefSeq and is a predicted model, not a curated record. Gene Ontology annotation, molecular function: ubiquitin-protein transferase activity; metal ion binding. Lineage: Eukaryota; Metazoa; Arthropoda; Malacostraca; Decapoda; Penaeidae. Gene Ontology annotation, biological process: protein autoubiquitination. The coding region runs from base 935 to 1747 and encodes 270 amino acids.